This is a messenger RNA of Mucor velutinosus, 930 nucleotides long. RefSeq lists its product as uncharacterized. The transcript is spliced from 2 exons. Bases 1 to 930 code for a protein of 309 amino acids. Gene Ontology annotation, molecular function: heme binding; oxygen carrier activity; oxygen binding. The record is from RefSeq and is a predicted model, not a curated record. Gene Ontology annotation, biological process: response to hypoxia; oxygen transport. NCBI's taxonomy places the organism in Eukaryota, Fungi, Mucoromycota, Mucoromycetes, Mucorales, Mucoraceae.
AUGACACCUGACGACUCUUCUUCAGCACCUUCUACAGCUUGUCCUCACACAACUUCCUCCUGUAGUCUUGAUGCUUCAAUUGCAACUGGAUCAAUGUCUGUACCGAAUACCAGAAAUGCUGUGCAGUCAUUGACUAGCUCACCGUCCUCAUCACCGAUUGCGUCUCGCAUCUAUCCGAAUGAGACACCACCUACACAAGCACAAAUUGAUAUCGUCAGAUACACCUGGGAACGCGUAUCCGAAAUUCAUCUCGAUACAGAUGAUCCGGCCGUAUCUGCAACACAUGCGUUCGGCUUGGCAUUUUACGACGCUCUAUUCAAAUUAGAUCCUUCAUUGAAACUUUUAUUUACAAACAUAUUUCAGCAAGCUAGAGCGUUAGCUGGCAUGGUGUCCUAUAUAGCGAGAUCGCCCAACGUCACUGGCUCAAAAAAGCUCAAGUCAGCAUCUUCGGUCAGUGAUGGAUGUGGCAUGAGCACUGCGAAAUUGGAAAAGAUGCCAACGAUUCGAGAGAUUAAUGCAAGAAAACGAAAAGAAAUCAAUGCAACAACGUUUGAGGAGCUGGUAUCUAGUGUUACUACCAAUAAUGCAAAAGCAGAGGAUGACGAAGAAGGGGAUCCAGAGCAAUUGCUAUAUAAACUUCGAGAGCUUGGAGCAAGGCACUAUUUUUUUGAUGUGGAGCCGAGAUACCUGGCAUUGGUAGGACCAGCAGUGCUGUCAGCGUUAAAAACGAGAUUGGGAAAAGAAUUCUUGCCAGAAGUAGCAGAAGCCUGGACAAGAGCACAUGCGUAUGUCGCUUAUCAUAUGAAGAUUGGAUUGGAAUCACAAGCAGCUUGGGAACAAGGAAGACGAAAAUCAGCUUCAUUGAAGAUGAACUCUGGUUCAAAUAAUGCUCAUCAAAGCGGCCUGAAAUCAAACUGUUUGAUUCAAUAA